AUGUUCCGGGCUGGGUUUCUGAAGCUUCAAUUCUUCAACAUCUACAACACAUUUUACCAUAAGAUUGAGCUAUUAAUAUAUUCAAAGUCCUCGAGGUUUAAGGCUUUAGACGAAAAUAUUGAUAUUAGCACCAUGUCAUCGGGCAAUCAAAAGUUUAAUGAAUUCGUCCCGCCCCAGGCUGAAGCUGGGCCGUCAGCAUCUAGCGCCCUACCGCCGACGGAAAUAGAGGGCGGCGGUGGCGUCGACCUAGAAGCUCCAAAAGAAGAAAAGGUCUCCCCGUUCAAAGAAUCCGACGCCCAAAUUGCUGCCGCUUUUGAAAAAUCAGAGGAACUGCCCUCAUACACAGACCUAGUCCGUACUGGCGAAGUCCGUAACCCUGAUGAUGGCCUCGUCAACCUUAAUUACAUCAGUGUCGACAUUCAACUCGCCAAGUUUUGCGGCGAGGUCGCGAUCAAGCAAUUCAACGAGUAUAAGUCCAGGGGUGCUCAUCUCCCCAUUAACUAUUUCAUGGAGCAGGCUUUGAAUGUGGUGAAGAUUUUGGCAGUUAUUAGAGUUAUAUUGGUGGAGCUAAGGCUCACCGAGGAUACUUACAUAUACCUCCAGACGGCUGCGGAGUAUCUUGGAUGUCAGAUGUUGGUUCGAUAUGCGAUUUUAAAGAAAAACCCGGAAUACUUUAGAGAUAGCGAGGGGAACUGGCAGACCAUCCAAGUUUGUCGGGCUAGCUAUCUAAAGUUGUGGCUACAGCUAGCCAAAAUGCUAACAAAUCCAGAAUUUACUCCGCUACCGAAAGAAGCAAAGGCAGCAAAAAUCGACAUCCCAAAUGGUGAAUUCCAUUUGCUCAUUUUCAAGUUAAUCGAUCCAAGCUACUCUUACCAUGUGGGAAGGAGAUUCUCUAGAUUCGUUGACAAGGCCUUUGGCACACCGAAGAAGAAGGAAUGCACAAGUGGGCUUUGUAAUCUGAGUCCUGAAGCGCAGAAGGCUAUCAGGUUCUAUUGUACUUGCGAGGUAUCCAAAUACCAAAAGAAAAAGGCUGAACGGGCAGCGGGGCAGGAGCAGCCGCCAUCGUUCACAGCGGACCCUCCGAGUGUAAGACCGUCAUAG
Messenger RNA from Orbilia oligospora ATCC 24927, 1101 nucleotides. RefSeq lists its product as uncharacterized. The coding region runs from base 1 to 1101 and encodes 366 amino acids. The transcript is spliced from 2 exons. Lineage: Eukaryota; Fungi; Ascomycota; Orbiliomycetes; Orbiliales; Orbiliaceae. The record is from RefSeq and is a predicted model, not a curated record.